UGGAAAUAUUAAUUUUAUUUGCUGACUGGUUAUAGAAGAAAAUUUAAUAAUAAUCCGUUAUUUGUACAAGUGAACGUGGUAUAUCGUCGGGAAAAUAUCUAAUUGUUUUUCUCUCGUUAAUAAAGGUAAGCAGUGGAUGGGAUAUUAACAAACAUGGACGGUCCUAUCCUCUCCAUGGGGCCAUCCAACUACGUGAAAUAUGAUAGCACAGAAACCUUGGUUACCGAACUGACAGACUGCGAUUUUGACGACAUUCGUCCACCAUCGAAUAUGACUCAAUGUGAUGUGAAGAAUAACUUAGGCUACAGACUGAGAAGAAGAAGGGAAGUUCUAACGCAGAGAAAGUGUAUUGUGGAUAUCAGUUUCGUUUUGGGAGUGUUGGGUAUCGUGCUUGUGAUAAUAGACACGGAACUCAUCUUAGGUGGUACAAUUCACGCCGAUUCUCCAGUAUCUACAGCGUUACGUGUAUUUACCUCUAUAUCAACCAGUUGUUUAAUGCUUUCAAUCGUGGCCUAUCAUGUGACCGGAUUAAGACUAUAUAUGGCCAGCGCCGGUUUUGAAGAUUGGCGAUUGGCCAUGACGGCUACUAAAUGGUUUAAAUUAAGCCUAGAACUCCUGGUCUGUUUCAUUCAUCCUUUGCCUUUCUUAAACGUAUAUAUACCAACAAUUUCAGUCGUAACUAAUUCUGACAACGGAAGUAUAUUGACAGCUCGUAUAAUUCCCAUUAAUGCUAUUUUAACAAUUUUGAUGUUUCUUCGGCUAUACCUCUUUGGGCGUUUCGUUGUGGUACACAGUAAUUUAUUUUUAGAUACCUCAGUGCAAAGUCUCGGCGCACUUAGUCGCGUCAAAAUUAAUGCCCAGUUUGUAUUCAGGGCGUUAAUGUCUUCUACACCCGGCAUUGUACUUACCACGGUUAUGUUAGCAACCUUUAUGAUAAAUUCUUGGAACAUAAGAUUGUGUGAGGUGUAUACCGAUCCAAACAGCGAACUCGGCGAAUUUACUCAGGCUAUGUGGUUAACUGCUGUAACCUUUCUAACAGUGGGUUAUGGAGACCUAAUUCCGCGAAGUUAUUGUGGUCGGUUGAUAGCCGGAUCAACGGGACUAAUGGGUGUUGGCAUAAUGGCAUUGUCUGUCGCCGUAUUGGCCAAAAAAUUAGAACAAUCUAGAUCAGAAAAAUACAUUCAUACAUUUGUGCAGCAAGUAGCUCUAGAUAAGUGUCGAAAGAAUGCUGCAGCCAAUGUUGUGAAACAAGCUAUGUUUAUUUGGAGGUUGAAACGAAGAGGGCCGUGUCGGACGUCUGCAUUAUUGAAACAUAAAAGUAAACUCCUCAGAGCUAAGCGCGCCAUGCAGGAGGCACAGUUCACCAAGAGCCACCUUUCAGAAUGCAUGGUUGGUCCUGUCGAAUUAUCCACAGGACUAAAUGAUAUGUAUGGUAUAGUCACCACGGUUAAAGAUGACCAAAAAGUACUGGAACAAAGAAUUGCUAACCUCGAAACUUUGGUAGUGAACAUGAGUUGUCAAUUACAUGACGUCCGCGAUAUGCUAAGAAAAAUGAAAUAGUCUUCUGUAUGGCAUCAUUAUAUACUGUUUACGAAAUGUGAGAAAACAAGGUCAAAUUAUGCUGAAUCGACAUACUUGAUGAUUACAUUAAUAACUAUUGUUAUCGCGAACAUUUGUGAACGCAAAAACUGGUGCAAAUAGUGAUUUGAAUCAAGAUACUAAACUGAUCAAAACUCACAAAGGAACGAAAAUGAAAUGAACUUUCUCGGCCAAUGCAGAGAUCGAACACCCGACCCCCAGGCUAGCGAGCCAGCGUCUUACCCACUUAGCCACAACAUUGUUACCCACAAAGGAACGAAUACAUACAAGACUUACCCUAUAUAAGUACUACGAUGCUGUUUUCGUUUUCAAAUGUAUUUUUGUAUAAAUAUUUAGAUUUAUUUUAGCACUAUGACGACGGCGAUUUAUUGAGCAUUGCAUCAUUGAUAAUUUAUGUUGAAUUCCCGGGCUAUUCAUAGGAAACUAUUCAUUCUUAUAUCUGUCUUCAUUUUGCAGGUUGUUUUCUUUACCUGCGUUAGGUUCAGUCACGGGUACAUAUAUAAAUGUAGUAUAUACAACGUUCACCACUAGUUCUGCGUCAUGUCGGCCUAUAUAUUGCAUUAUUUUCUUAUUAAAUUUAAUGCAAGGCUUUGUUUUUGUUAUCAGUUUAUGUAGAUACACGAUUUGUGAUAUUGAUAUUCGUUUGUUGAUCUUAUGUACCUCGAACGGUAUGACAUGCUCUAUAAAAUUUAAAAGAUAAGAUUAGUGUGUGUACGUUUUAUUUAAUUAAUAGUCGAAGGCUUUGUUGGUGUAAAAUCGGAAUUAAAAAUAUAUUUUCGAAGAAUUUUGGCAUAUGAUAAUAGAUAAAGUAUCCAGUAUUUAAAGUAAAGCUAAUAAAAUUAGGCCCCGAGUUCACAAAGCAUUCUCAGACUUAAGUUAAGAAUUUCCUCAACUUUCAAUCACUUUUUAUGAGAAAUAUCUUUGAUCCAGAAAUACUAAAAUUUGCACAUAGUUUUCUUAUUGAUGUAUUUGAUACAUUAAAACAACAAAACGUUUUAUAAAGGACUGUAAUAUUUUAGUUUAAAUAAGACGAACGAUUUUGAGUAAAUUCUUAACUUAAGUCUGAGAAUGCUUUGUGAACUCGGGGCCAGGACGUCAUCCGACAAUAAACAUAAUUGUAAGAAUUGUAGACCUGUUUUGUUAAGGAAAAGAAGCGAGAAAAGAGAGGCAGGAUGGGUCGAUGGAAUUUCUCUUCAUCAUACCAGUAUUCUUGUAAAUACAGAACGGAAUUGAAUCAGUUUUGGACAUGAAACACUGCAAUUAAUACGUUCAGUAAAUGAUACCAGUAUUAUUAUAUAUUAUAUUAACUAAAUGCCUUAUACUGAUAUUGGAUGACCUAUGGCCAACCCCCUUUUACAUUUUAAGUAAAUUAGGAUGGUUAAAGUGCACAUAAGAUGGGCGAGAAAACUUUUCGGUACGUAUAGCCAAAGAUUACUAUAUCCACUUUAUGGCAAGUUCACACCAAUCUGAUUAAAAUUAAUUGUUGUUGUUGUUUUUAACAGAUUAAACGUCCAAUACAAUAAAUAUGAUAUUACGCACAGGUUGAUUUAAUUAAAUUAUUUACACUUGAAAAUUGUUAAAAACACAAAAUAAAAAAGUCCUCGGAUAUCAAAAGUUUCUUAAAAUACACUUAUAAAUUCGCUGUCGUGAGAAGAGAGGGCGGGUCAUCUUCUCCCUUGUCAUAAUAAAGUUAAAAUAGGAGGUCCAGCUGACUGAUGUUUGGCGUCAUCAGAGCGCAUAGAAAAAAAACCCGUGGCGAAAAAGAAUCCACAGGCUUUAUGUGGAAAAGCGAAGUGCUCGCAGUAAAAACCACAUAGCUGGACCCGUAGAUUAUUUGCAUAUUAAAGGUGUUCAUCCAAUAAGUUCCAUAUGGUUAAAAUUAGUUAAAAGUUCAAGACUUCGAAGUUUAAAAGUUACCUGAAAAGAAAAGAAGAGCCAACA
Molecule: messenger RNA, 3540 nt
Organism: Patella vulgata (common limpet)
Lineage: Eukaryota; Metazoa; Mollusca; Gastropoda; Patellidae
Product: small conductance calcium-activated potassium channel protein 3
Exons: 2
Coding region: 154-1560 (468 amino acids)
Biological process (GO): potassium ion transmembrane transport
Cellular component (GO): plasma membrane; neuron projection; neuronal cell body
Molecular function (GO): small conductance calcium-activated potassium channel activity; calmodulin binding
Source: RefSeq, a predicted model, not a curated record